UCGGAUCUCUGUAAGUUGUGCUGUUCAAUUCAUCAAAAUGGCCCAGGCAAUUAAAUAUUACUACGAUCUAUUAUCGCCACCAUCGCGUGCUUUGUGGAUUGCAUUGAAAUUGGCCAAAACGCCAUUUGAAGAUUGCCCUGUGGCACUUCGUAAAUUUGAACAACUGACCGAUGAAUACAAGAGUAUCAAUCGUUUCCAGAAAUUGCCCGCUCUGGUCGAUGGCAAAUUCCACUUGUCCGAGAGCGCAGCAAUGGUGCGCUAUCUGGCGGAUACAAAUAAACUGACUGAGCAGCUGUAUCCUAAGUCUGUUGAGGAACGAGCACGUGUGGAUGAGUUCUUGGGGUGGCAAUACUUUAACUUGCGACUGCCUACAGGCGCGUACUUCCUGGAAGGUUGGCUCUUUCCGAUCAAUGGAAUUAAGCCCAAGCCAAAUCCGGAAGAAAGCGAAAAGUUAGUAAAAAAUGUGGAGGGAAGUUUGGAACUGCUGGAGCGCUUGUGGUUGGACAAUGACUUCUUAAUCGGACAGAACCUUACAGUAGCUGAUUUGAUCGGCUCCUCCGACAUUGAACAGCUAAAGCUCUGUCAGUACACUGUGGAUGAGAAAAAGUUUCCCAAGGUGGCCAAGUGGUUGGAUCGUGUGCGUCAAGCUACUCAACCCUAUCAUGAUCAGGCUUAUGCUUUCGUUAACAAAAAGUCGCAACAGGCUAAUUCAGCCAAGCUCUAAGCUACUGUCCUUGAGACUGCCAAAGUCAAAAUUACAUUAUUUUUGGAUUUUGAUUAUUUUUAUAAAUUUGUAUCAAAAUUAGAUAAACAAAAAAUCACCAAACAAAUGACACUCCGUUGA
Molecule: messenger RNA, 844 nt
Organism: Drosophila innubila
Lineage: Eukaryota; Metazoa; Arthropoda; Insecta; Diptera; Drosophilidae
Product: glutathione S-transferase theta-3-like
Exons: 4
Coding region: 38-724 (228 amino acids)
Biological process (GO): glutathione metabolic process
Cellular component (GO): cytoplasm
Molecular function (GO): glutathione transferase activity
Source: RefSeq, a predicted model, not a curated record